AUGUUUCAGUCGAACUUUAAAGCGUCUAAUGUUGCUAAAGAUCCCCAUAAAAUCAAUGGGAAGAUUUUGCUUGCGGCCAAGCGUUCUGGUGUGAUAACUCUAAGUGCACGUGGUCUUUCUUAUGUCCCACCUGCUAUUUGGACGUUAAAUGAGCUUAAUUCAGGUGAAAAUGAUCCGAUUGACUUUGGAGCAGACGGUAAUGAUGAAAUCAAGUGGUGGGAAGCAGAACCCAUCACUAAAUUAAAUUUAUUUGGGAAUUCUAUAAGCGAGAUCCCGGGUGAUGGAAUUGCCAAACUUGACAGUCUAGUGAAUAUUGACGUGAGUUUCAUCAGAAAAUAA
Molecule: messenger RNA, 339 nt
Organism: Rodentolepis nana
Lineage: Eukaryota; Metazoa; Platyhelminthes; Cestoda; Cyclophyllidea; Hymenolepididae
Source: the annotation of a GenBank genome assembly